GCCCUGCAGGGUGCUCUGUGCCGCUGCCCUGCCUGGGAACAGCCGGGUCAGCGUCAGGGCUCCCUCCUAUUGGCUGGGCACCCUGGGGGAGCCCUGUCCCCCGGGCACAGGGCCGCCAGCACACAGCUCCCCAGCCCGAGAGCCGCGCCUGCCCCUCGCCUGGUCCCGCUCUCGCUGCCCGGUGCCAGCAGAGGCCAUGGCCGGAGGACGGGGCAUCCCGCUGGCGCUGCUGGCUGUGCUGACCCUGCAGGGCGCGGGGGCUGUGAAAGUGGGGAACGUGAUGAUCCAGGCUGAAUUCAACCAGCGGGAUGAGAGGGUGAAGCAGGAGAGCGACCAGUUCGUAUUUGACUUUGAUGGGGACGAGAUGUUCCACGUGGACCUGCAGAAGAAAGAGACCAUCUGGCACCUGCCCGAGCUGGGGACCUUCACUGGCUUCGAGGUGCAGGGAGCGCUGCAGAACUUGGCUACGGGCAAACACAACUUGGAGUUCGCCAUACAAAAUUUCAACCACUCACAGGCAACCAUCGCGCCACCUGAGGUGAUGGUAUUCCCCAAACGUCGAGUGGAGCUGGAGGACCCCAACCUCCUGAUCUGCUACGUGGACAAGUUCUGGCCACCCGUGAUCUCCAUCACGUGGCUGAAGAACGGGCAGGAGGUGAAGGACGGCGUCGUUGAGUCCGUGUUCUACCGAGGGCAGGACCAGACCUUCCGCAAGUUCUCCUACCUGCCCUUCGUCCCCAUCCGGGGGGAUUUCUACGACUGCCGCGUGCAGCAUGAGGGGCUGCCCGCCGCCCUCCUGAAGCACUGGGAGCCUCGGGUGUCCCUCCCCGCUUCCGAGAGCACCGAGACCCUGGUGUGCGCCCUGGGCCUGGCCGUGGGCAUCGUCGGCAUCAUCGUGGGCACCAUCCUCAUCAUCAAGGCCAUGAAGAUGAACAGCGCCCGCAACCAGCGGGGCCUCUUGUGAGGGGGCAGAGCUCAGGCUGCCCUCACAGACCUCCCCCCCCAGCCCUCACCGUCACAUCCCAGCUCCGUCCCCAUGGCCAAGCCCCGUGUCCCGCCAUGACAACCUGCUCCAUGACUGGUGGCUCAAUCACAAGCUGCAACCCCUACCCCCCCAUGCCCCACCUCCCAGCCCUGCACCGCACAUCCCUGCCCCGAGCCCCACUCCCAGCCCCACUCCAUCCCACAGGUGCCAUCUUGCCUGGCCCCAUGGGCACCCCACUGUCCGGGGCUCUGGGGUGCUUCCGAGCAGCAGUAAAG
Messenger RNA from Phalacrocorax carbo (great cormorant), 1260 nucleotides. Lineage: Eukaryota; Metazoa; Chordata; Aves; Suliformes; Phalacrocoracidae. The record is from RefSeq and is a predicted model, not a curated record.